Messenger RNA from Apodemus sylvaticus (European woodmouse), 966 nucleotides. RefSeq names its product olfactory receptor 4C15-like. Lineage: Eukaryota; Metazoa; Chordata; Mammalia; Rodentia; Muridae. The coding region runs from base 1 to 966 and encodes 321 amino acids. The record is from RefSeq and is a predicted model, not a curated record. Gene Ontology annotation, molecular function: G protein-coupled receptor activity; olfactory receptor activity. Gene Ontology annotation, cellular component: membrane. Gene Ontology annotation, biological process: G protein-coupled receptor signaling pathway. The transcript has a single exon.
AUGAAUACAUUUCAGUUCACCAUCUUAAGAAUCAUGCUAAACGAGAGCUGUGUCACUGAGUUCAUUCUCCUUGGACUUUCACAAAAUUCAAAAGUUGAGAAAAUAUUGUUUGUUAUAUUUUUGUUGAUAUAUCUUGCAACUAUUGGGGGUAACAUGAUAAUUGUGGUAACCAUCAUGUACAGCCCUACACUGUUGGGUUCCCCCAUGUACUUCUUUUUAAUAUUCCUGUCCUUACUGGAUGCAUGCACUUCUUCUACUGUCACCCCCAAGAUGACUGUCGACUUCUUCUAUGAGAGGAAGACCAUCUCCUUUGAAUGUUGCAUGACACAACUGUUUGCUGUUCACUUCUUUACUGGGAUGGAGGUGAUUGUCCUUUCUGCCAUGGCCUAUGACCGCUAUGUGGCCAUUUGCAAACCUCUUCACUACUCCUCCAUCAUGACCCGGAGGCUCUGUGGCAUUUUGGUGAUGUUGUCUUGGACAGGCGGAUUCUUACAUUCUAUCAUUCAAAUUAUCUUCACUUUACAGCUGCCCUUCUGUGGACCCAAUGUCAUUGAUCAUUACAUGUGUGACUUGUUUCCAUUACUGAAGCUUGCCUGCACGGACACACACAUAUUUGUCAUUUUGGUGUUUGCCAACAGUGGUUCUAUCUGCCUCAUAAUCUUCUCUAUUUUGCUCAUCUCCUAUGGUGUCAUCUUGUUCUCUCUGCGAGCUCACAGUUCUGAAGGGAGACGUAAAGCUCUCUCUACCUGUGCAUCCCAUAUUACAGUUGUGCUUUUGUUUUUUGUGUCAUGCAUAUUAAUAUAUGCUCGACCUACUGCCUUCUCUUCUGAAAAAAAUGCUCUUGUAUUUGCCACAAUCAUAACACCACUUCUGAAUCCUAUGGUGUACACUUUCAGGAAUAAGGAAAUGAAGAAUGCUAUGAAGAAAAUGUGGAAGAGAUGGAUAGUGGUUUCUGGUGACUACUAA